AUGAGUCAUCCUUAUCACCAGCAAAUCGAACUAGCAGAUAAAUAUAGUCGAUUGUGUCGGCUGAAUUCAAGAGGAGGAUGGUAUGGGCAAAAUGGUACGGGUUGGAAUGAUAUGGUGGCACGCAAUCUACCCGAGUGCCGAGCUCAUGUUCGAAAAAAAAUCUCAACACAAGUUCGGAUCUACGGGUUGACCGUGGGCUACCUCGCACCGGUAACACACAUACACACACAUCCAUAUAAAUCAUCGCUGGUCACUACUAUACGUCCCGUACAGGAUCAUCAGCGAUGGCGUGGCGACAAUGAUGACGAUUGGGCUGUUGAGCAUAGCAACGGGUACCGCGUCGUGCCGACGACUCCCCUCCCUCAGAGUCACACAGCCAUUAUCAUCAUCAUCGUCGCUUCCACCAUCUUAACAGCUCCAUCCUCGAUCUGA
Cercopithifilaria johnstoni is the source of this 432-nucleotide messenger RNA. The record is from the annotation of a GenBank genome assembly. NCBI's taxonomy places the organism in Eukaryota, Metazoa, Nematoda, Chromadorea, Rhabditida, Onchocercidae.